UCCCCUACAUAAGUAUCGCGAGCUAGCCGUGGCGGCAGUAUCAGUACAGAUCGCGUUAUCAGGCAGUAGCCGACCGGUAACGUCCUAGGAUAAAUCAACAAAGCACUUGAGCAGCCCUUCAUCUCGGUGGACCAAUUGAAGCACCACAAUGUCGCGCAGUAUGCUGAAGGACUCGCCGAAUGCGGCGCUAGACAAAACUCUGCUAAAGAAGUACCUCGAUCUGCCUCAACCGGAAGAUGCAGUCCAGGCAUCGUACAUCUGGAUUGAUGGUACUGGCGAAGGAUUACGUUGCAAAACUAGGACCCUGGAUUUCGUGCCGAAACAUCCUUCCGAACUGCCGACAUGGACGUACGAUGGCAGCUCGACGUAUCAGGCCGACGGAGCCAACAGUGACAUUUACCUCUACCCAGUAGCCAUUUAUAACGAUCCAUUCCGUCUGGGUAACAACAAGCUCGUGCUCUGCGACACGUACAACAGCGACAAGACCCCGACGAAGACGAAUAAGCGGUAUCGCGCGAACCAGGCAAUGGAGAUCAUCAAAGACCAAGAUCCCUGGUUCGGCAUCGAGCAGGAGUACACGCUUCUGGACUUCGACGGCAGGCCUCUCGGCUGGCCCAAGAACGGCUUCCCGGGUCCGCAGGGUCCUUACUACUGCGGCGUUGGCGCCGACAAGGUGAUCGGUCGCGAGAUCGUUGAGGCCCACUACCGAGCUUGUCUCUACGCUGGCGUGAAAAUCGCGGGGACCAACGCCGAGGUGAUGCCGUCACAGUGGGAGUUCCAGGUGGGACCGUGCCUGGGUAUCAACGCAGGAGACGAUCUGUGGGUCUCUCGAUACAUCCUGUACCAAGUCGCCGAGGAGUACGGAGUGAUCGUGACGCUGGACCCGAAACCGGUGGACGGCUCGUGGAACGGCGCGGGCGCCCAUACGAACUUCUCGACGAAGGCGAUGCGCUGCGACAACGGCAUCGCUGAGAUCGAGAAGGCAAUCGACAAGCUGAGCAAGCAGCACCUCAGGCACAUCCAGGCGUACGAUCCGCGCGGAGGAAAGGACAACGAGCGCAGAUUGACCGGCAAGUGCGAGACUAGCAACAUUCACGACUUCAGCGCGGGCGUGGCCAAUCGUAACGUCAGCAUCCGCAUCCCCCGCGGUGUCGCCGAAGAGAAGAAGGGCUACCUGGAGGACAGGAGGCCCAGCAGCAACUGCGACCCGUACUCCGUCUGCGACGCCUUGGUCCGCACCUGCGUGCUCAACGAAUAAUAACGUGAGAGACACAGGGAGACGCACCGGACCGACACGCACACACUCGCAUACACCUGGAGCGUACAAUUAUUCGUAGAACUUAGGAUCCCCAUGUCCCUGUUCGGAACGGUGAUUAUUAUGUUGAACUUAACGGUGGAUCCGUCGAGAGAGUAGCGAGAAGCUCAAAUGAGGAGGCAGAUCCCGGCAAUUGAGCGUCGCUCGCGCCUCGCAAGAAGAAGAAAAAGGUUUCGUCAACGAUCAAGCAGGAUCAUUAGCGAACGUCGAUUACUGCUGCGGGAUCAAUUCAAUUCUCUUUCGCGUUUAUAUGAUGGAGAGAAUGUUAUCGUGUAGAGGAACACAGCAGAGCGCGACAAGUCAACUCGGAUUUAUAAUUGAGAUUUGAACGUUAGGUAAUUUUAAGAGAUUAGUUUUAAGAGUUACAACCGUAACUGCAAACGUGAAACAUGAAUUGCUCUUCAAAUUACCCAUCGCGUCACAGCCUUUUUUCUUAAGCUCGUGUUUUACAAAUUUCAGAAUGCGCGUAGAAAGAGGAUUUUGUAGUCAGAAUUAUCUGAAAGUACAAUAAACUAACAAAAUCCUCGUACAGUUACAUUCUCACGCGCAAUCUAGCUAUAAUUAUUAUUACAGAAUAAUAAUUAUAUAUUAUUAUAAAUAAUAAUUGUAACUAUAAUAACAGAUAAAAAUUAUUAAUAAUUAUUAUCAAAUAAAUAUGUGAAUUCGGGAAUAAUAAGACGAACUUGAGGAUAAGGAAGUCUUAGUGGAUCAUACCUGAGUUUACCUGAAGUUUCGACUGAAUACCGUCAGAAAGUGCAGCCACCUGAUUCUAAGCCUUCACUCGUGUCUCUGAUAUGAAAAUCAUGUUCGAUUUUGACAUCAUUCGAGGAAAAUCAUGUUCACGAUUCGGUUUUAACAUCAUUCGAUGAUGGUUCGAUAAUUAAAUCCAUCUGAUAUGAUAUUAAGAUUAAAAUACUGCCGUUUUUUGCUGAACAUUAUUUUACGUAAAUUAUGUCGAUAAAGCAACCGAUCCGCUUUUCGUAUAGGCUUUAGUAUCUAAGUAUUUCUAUCGGAUUCUGAAUUUUAUUUAUUUUAUGAAGAAGCCAUGCUCGAUGAAACUGAAAAACCGAAAGCCUACGUUCAGGCUUGUUUCAGGCAGUUCACGCGUGAACUUUUAAACGACAGUAAGAUCCGAUGGAUGAUUUGAGGGUAGACAAGAAUAUUCGGAAGCAUUCGUUGCUGUAACUACACGUUAUGUCAUCGUUUUUAAACACCUCUAAAUGAUUGAAAGAACCGCGUAAGAAUAACAAAUAUAUGGACUCUUUGUGAUCACAGACGUUCGUAAUAUUGGAAAUGAACUGUUGAUAAUAGAGUAUAAUGCGAAAGUUACUACUUAAAGUACAUAAGAACAUAUUCUUAGGGAUGCGCGACGGAUCAAUAAGGGUGUGACGAUCAACUGCAAGAGGAUCACGUCCUCGCAAUGUUUGCCUUCUUCGACGUCCCCGUACCCGACGCGAGGACGUCGUGCGCGAGCAGUAUACUAGCAAUUAUCUAAAGAAUUAGUGCAAUUAUUACGUUUAAGAGGGUUUAUCAUUUCGUAUCUUGUAAGUUUUAGAACAAAAGUUUCAGUUUUACAAAAUCGGAUUUACGCGAUGUCUCCGAAUAAAGGUGUAUCGACUGUUGCCAAAGCGAGAAUUUUAUCGGAGCCACGAUUAACGUUGAUAGUCACAUUUUAAAGAAUUAUAUGAGCGUAUAUAUAUUAUAACAAUUGAUAUAAAUAAAGAAAUUUUAUCUUUCCA
This is a messenger RNA of Ooceraea biroi (clonal raider ant), 3054 nucleotides long. RefSeq names its product glutamine synthetase 2 (gene Gs2). Gene Ontology annotation, cellular component: cytoplasm. Gene Ontology annotation, molecular function: glutamine synthetase activity. Lineage: Eukaryota; Metazoa; Arthropoda; Insecta; Hymenoptera; Formicidae. The record is from RefSeq and is a predicted model, not a curated record.